Molecule: messenger RNA, 615 nt
Organism: Ixodes scapularis (black-legged tick)
Lineage: Eukaryota; Metazoa; Arthropoda; Arachnida; Ixodida; Ixodidae
Product: piggyBac transposable element-derived protein 4-like
Exons: 2
Coding region: 1-615 (204 amino acids)
Source: RefSeq, a predicted model, not a curated record
AUGAUUCUGUUCAAAGGAAGGAAGUCAUUCAAACAGUAUAUGCCCAUGAAGCCUAUCAAAUGUGGGUUCAAAGUAUGGGUGCUUGCUGAUGCUACAACUGGCUUUAUUAACCAGUUCGAAGUCUACACGGGCAAAGAGGGCGAUGGCGGUGGGCUCGGCUACAGGGUAAUCCAGAAAUUCACUGAGGAACUUGUCGGGACGGAGUGUCUGGUAGUGUUCGACAACUUUUUUAGUUCACCCGAACUCAUGCAGGACCUGUUUGACCACGGGAUAUAUGCCGUGGGAACUGUCCGUGCACAAAGAAAAGGUCUUCCUGAUGUUGUGAAGAACAAAAAGAAAAUCAAUGAAGGCGACCACAACUACAAGGUGAAGGGAAAUGUUGCUGCGAUCCAGUGGCAAGACAAGCGGCUAGCCAACGUAGUAACAACAGACCACGAUCCUUCAGAGACGGUAACAGUGGAAAAGAAAAAUAAGGACGGGUCAAAGAGAAGCAUCAAGUGUCCACUAGCAAUUGUGCAGUACACGAAGCACAUGCGGGGAGUAGACCGCUUUGAUCAGCUGCGAGAGUAUCACACCGUUACUCAUAUGCCCUACUCGCAAAUAACACCUUCAUAA